Seriola dumerili (greater amberjack) is the source of this 1206-nucleotide messenger RNA. Its product is annotated as coiled-coil domain containing 89. Bases 99 to 1151 code for a protein of 350 amino acids. The record is from RefSeq and is a predicted model, not a curated record. Lineage: Eukaryota; Metazoa; Chordata; Actinopteri; Carangiformes; Carangidae. The transcript has 7 exons.
CCGAGCAACUGAAACUCCGAAAUACUUCCUACGAAAAAGUGGAACUGAGCAAUGAGUAAAAAAUAACACGUACAAUCGGGAAUAGGCCAUUACUCAUCAUGUCCACUCCUCCGAGAAAUGCAGAAAACUUCAUGAACACGACGGAGGAUAUGGACAUUAUUCAGAAGUCACUGGACAAACUUCUAAGUUUUUCUGCAGAGGAUAUGACAGAAACAGAAAUGCUGCGGUCCAGGAUAGAUGAACAGUCAAAUCUGAUCUGCAUACUGAAAGAGAGAGCAGAUGAGCUGCUUUUGCGAUGCCAAGCCCUGCAAAAAAUCAACACAGAGCUGGAGGACAGUUUAACAGACUGCCAGAAAGAACUGGGUGGCGAAAGAAAGAAAGCAGAGUUAUUAGAGAAGAGAUUUAUGGAUUUAGCUGCCAACAAUCAAGCCAUUAUUGCUUUCAUGGAAGAAUACAAAAGUCUGAAUGCCCAGUUAAAGGUGGAAAACAAACAGCUGCAGUCAGAAAAUGACACACUUUUCUCCCAAAAAUUACAAGAUAAAGAAGUGUUUGUGCAAAAACUGAUGCAAGAUAUCAAACUGCUGACAGAGAAUUACACAAAUAAUGAAAAUGAAUAUCGGGAGAAAUUAGCUGAAUACCAGUCAAAACUCCUGCAACAGGCAACUCAGCAUCAAGCCAAGGAGGCAUUGCUACUUGAUCAAUUACAUGAUGCUCAGCAACAGCAAAGAGAUGCUGUAGAUGCGUGCAAAGGUAUGAAGCUGAAGCUAGGAAUGGCAGAAGAAAAGCAUGCUUUGAAGGAGAUCAACACAAGAGAAAGCAUAACAAGCCUUGCCAAAGAGAAGGACAAACUAUUGUCUCUGUCUAUGGAAAGAGGGAGAUUGAUACAGGAGAAACAAGCGAAAAUCCAGCAGCUGGAGAGGAAAUGGAAAGAAGAGAAAAAAUCCCGGGCUGAAGCAGAGAAUAGGUUUGAACAGGAAGCAGAAGCAGUUAAUGCAGAUGUAAAAGUGAAGUCUCUCCAGUGUGCUCUUGAUGAAUCCACAGGAAAGUAUGAGAAGCUUAAAAAGGAUUUCGAAGCCUUCAGAGAACACAGCGCCAGUCUCCUUACACAAGAGAGAGAACUGAAUAAGAAACUUCGCCACAUGAUAGGCUAAACCUUAGUAUUAUGUAAGUGUUAUGUCUUCUUACCAAUGAGACAUGUUUUCAUUA